AAGAUGAAGAUGAAGACGAGGACCUCGAUGACUCGUCUGAAAAUAUCGAAGAAGAAAGAGAUGUAUCUCAACCUAAAGAUCAAGUUAGUUUCGGCGGUGUUGAAGUGAUUGAAAUUGAUGCAGCUGAAAUUGGUAAAGACUUGAAUUCAGAUGGAAGUGAAGAAAUUGAUAGCAUGAAUGAAGAUAGCGAAGACGACGAUGACGAAGAGGAAGAAGAAAACGACGACGAAGAAGAGGAAGUUGAAGAUGAUGACGAAGAUGAAGAAGUAAAUGAAGAGGAUGAAGAAGAUACCGAAAGUGAUAGAGAUGCUCAUUGUGUUGGAUAUUGUCUUCUGUCAGCAAAAGGCAGCUGCAUUCCCCAAGCAUGUGAAAGAAGUUGCGAGUUAGAUGACGAAGAUUAUGAAGAUCUUGAAUUGUAUUUAGCUAAAAGGUCAAAAAGAAAGGCAUGCUUGAACGAUAGCUCUGACUUCAGUGACUAUGAGGUUGAAGAUUUAAUUACACAAGAGUUACGUAAUAUGGUGGCGGAUCUUAGUUCAGAUUCAAGCUCAGAAUUGUAUUCUGAUUCUGAAGAAGUAGAUUCAAAUUCUGAUUUGGAUUCUGAUUCAGUUUGGGAUUCUAUCUCUGAAGAUUCAAAUCCAGAUACAGCUUUUGAUGCUGCUGUCGAUGAGGCACAAUGUUGUGGAUACUCUAUCCAACCAAAUCCAAGAAAGAGAUCAUUAUGGGAGAUUGAAGAUAAUGAAGUAGAUUCGGUUGAUGAACCUGCUAAGAAAAAGGAAAAGAAGGAAACUUCAUACGUGAAAGCUUUUGCCAGAGAAGCUGGAAAAGGGUUAUUAUAUGUAUUAGCAACUGUCGUAGCUUUAGGAGUAUAUGGAGGUACUAUCUCAUCCCAAAAGUAGGACUAAAAGUCUUAGAUUUUUCUUAUAUCCUCAUUUUGCAGCUAUUUAAUUUGUUGUUUUAGCUCCCAUAAUUUUGUUUUAUUUUUAUUUUUAUUUGUUUGUUUAUGAUUAUGUUUGGUUCAUAAUACUAGUUUUUGAGUGUUGGUUUCAGUUUAGUAUUUUAUUUCAUAUUAGGGAAAUUUAUCAUGGAUUGGUUUUCCCCCAGUUGCGGGUUGUUAUUGGAAUUAUUAUUUUUAUGUUUUGUUGAACAAAUGGCUCUUAUCUUUUUUUUAUUAAUUUAAUUGUUAUUACCUCUUUUUUUUUAUGUUACUAGUUACAAGUUAUUCUUUGAAAUGUGUUUUUU
Molecule: messenger RNA, 1239 nt
Organism: Scheffersomyces coipomensis
Lineage: Eukaryota; Fungi; Ascomycota; Pichiomycetes; Serinales; Debaryomycetaceae
Exons: 1
Coding region: 174-896 (240 amino acids)
Source: RefSeq, a predicted model, not a curated record